Messenger RNA from Drosophila arizonae, 9400 nucleotides. RefSeq names its product trio Rho guanine nucleotide exchange factor (gene trio). Lineage: Eukaryota; Metazoa; Arthropoda; Insecta; Diptera; Drosophilidae. The record is from RefSeq and is a predicted model, not a curated record. Gene Ontology annotation, cellular component: extrinsic component of membrane; cytoplasm. Gene Ontology annotation, biological process: intracellular signal transduction; axon guidance. Gene Ontology annotation, molecular function: guanyl-nucleotide exchange factor activity; protein binding.
CCACACGUUGUCACGUGUACGUUAAUUAAAUCGCGACCAAAUCGCGAGCGCGAUAAAAACCGCGUCGUCUCGUUGCAGUGUUCGGUACACACACACACUCACACUUAUACACCCACACACAUGCAUACAGCUAAAGAGUUCGAUUUCGCCUUGCCGCUCGAUCAAUAGACACUCUCUCGCUCUCGCUCUCAAUUUUUGGAGCAUACAAAAUGGCGUCAACGGAGACGCCAACGUCGCGGCCAAGCAACGAUCGCGGCAGCACCAGCACCACGAGCACGAGCAGCAACGUCGCCACCGCUGCCGCGGCGCAAACAGACAGCGAAACCUAUGCCACAGAGCAGGCGCAAGCGGCGCAGCGACAGCGCAGCGGUGGUGGCGGCAGCGGCAGCGGUAGCGGCGGCAGCAAUUCGCCUACACCACAAAAGGAUAAACCAAAGGCCGUUAGCCCGCCGUUAACAACACCGCCGAGCGCCAGCGGUGCCGCCGAUGCCGACGUCAGCGGCGCUGCCAACGCGGGCAGCUCAUCGCCCAGCUCCAGUGCGACGACAACGACGACGCCGCUCCAGCAGCAGCAGCAGACGCCGCUGCCACAACAAUUCUGCCUACGCUGGAACAACUACCAAUCGAAUCUGACCACGAUCUUCGAUCAGCUGCUGCAGAACGAAUCCUUCGUGGACGUGACGCUCGCCUGCGACGGCCGCUCGAUCAAGGCCCACAAAAUGGUGCUCUCCGCCUGUUCGCCGUAUUUCCAGACGCUGCUGGCCGAGACGCCCUGCCAGCAUCCCAUUGUUAUCAUGCGCGACGUCAGCUGGUGCGAUCUCAAGGCCAUUGUGGAAUUUAUGUAUCGCGGCGAGAUCAACGUGAGUCAAGAUCAAAUUGGCCCGCUGCUGCGCAUCGCCGAGCUGCUGAAGGUGCGCGGCCUCGCGGACGUAACCCAAAUGGAAGAAGUCAAUUCUGCAGCAGCAGCAGCAGCAGCAGCGGCGGCGGCAGCGGCUGCAGCAGCAGCAACAGCGACCGCCUGCUCCUCGCCCGCUCAACUGUCGCCCAAGACGCCGUUGGAGCGCGAACCGAGCGAUGAUCUGCUCUCCUUCAUGCAGCCGGAGAAGAAGUUGCGCACCAGCGACUGGGAUUGCGGCGAGCUGCGUCUUUCGCCGCAGCAGCAGCUCCAUCACCAGCAGCAGCAGCAGCAACAGCAGCAACAACAACAGCAGCAGCAGCAGAGCCGCAAUGUGCGCAAGCGUCGCUGGCCCUCGGCUGAUGCCAUAUUCCAGGCGCCGCCGAGUCCAUUGAGCAGCUUGAUCGCAGCCGAGCGACUGGAGCAGGAGCAGAAGGAGCGAGAGAGACAGCGCGAUUGCGGCCUACUGACACCGCCGCCCAAGCCAAUGGGCGCUGGCAGCGGCAGCCUGACGCCGCGCCGCUUGACGCCCGCAGCACAAGCGCUGGAGACGGCGCUGCAUGGCCUGGAAAUGCCCUCACCUGCAACGACGCCAGCGCCACCGGGAGCUAGUCGCUGCCCACGCUCGCUGCCCAGUCCACAGCAACAACAACAACAACAGCAGCAGCAGCAGCAGCAUCUCCAUCAUCUGCAGCAGCAACAGCAACAGCAUCACAUCUCCACUUCCGCUUCCAGCACUUCCGCUGAGUCGCGAUUCCCGCUCGGCUCUGCCGCGGCCAUGGCCGCUGCCGCCAUGGAGCUCAGCGUCGCUGCUGCCGAGCCACGACUGCCGCCACCGCCGCCCCACCAUCACAGCGGACCGUCCAGCUCAGCUUCGCUCGCGGACGACAUGGAGAUCAAGCCGGGCAUAGCGGAGAUGAUACGCGAGGAAGAGCGGGCAAAAAUGAUGGAAAACUCACACGCUUGGAUGGGCGCAAGUGGCUCAACUUUAGCAGCAGACAGCUAUCAAUAUCAGCUGCAGUCGAUGUGGCAAAAAUGCUGGAACACUAAUCAAAACUUAAUGCAUCACAUGCGGUUUCGCGAACGCGGACCACUUAAAUCAUGGCGACCCGAAACGAUGGCCGAAGCCAUUUUCAGCGUACUAAAGGAAGGACUUUCACUAUCACAAGCGGCGCGAAAAUACGAUAUACCCUAUCCGACAUUUGUGCUUUACGCAAAUCGGGUGCACAAUAUGCUCGGCCCCUCGAUCGAUGGCGGACCCGAUCUACGACCCAAGGGACGAGGUAGACCGCAACGCAUUCUCCUGGGUAUCUGGCCGGAUGAGCAUAUCAAGGGCGUCAUCAAGACGGUCGUGUUUCGCGACACUAAGGACAUAAAGGAAGAUAGCCUAGGAGCACAUAUGCCACCGUACGGUCGGCAUUCGCCCGUUUUUCCCUUGCAGGACAUGACGCUAAGCUAUCCAGGUCAGCCGGUUGGCGGAGGAGCCGCCAGCCUCAGCGCCCUGGCCUGUCCCAAUGGUAUGGGCAGUGGCGGCGCCGUGGGAGGCGCUGCCAGUGGUGCGGAGCAACAAAUGUCGCAGGAGCAGAUGUCAGCGGUGGCUGCCGUUGCACACAAUAUACGCCAGCAGAUGCAAAUGGCCGCCGCAGCGCAGCAUCAGCACGGGGAGGCGGGGCCGCAACCACCCCCACCGGGUCCGCCGGGCCUGUUCAAUUUGCCGCCCCAUUUGACGGGCGGAGCGGGACGGGCUAGCAUAUCGCCAGCAUUGAGCAGUGGCUCAAAUCCAUCGCUGGGAGCACGGCAUGCGCCCUCGCCCUGCGGUCCCGCCGGCCUCUUGCCGAAUCUGCCGCCCAGCAUGGCCGUUGCACUGCAUCGAGAUCCGGCAGCGGCUGCACUACUCAGUCAGCAGCAGCAGCAUCAUCUGCAGCAGCUGCAGCUCCAUCAGCAGCACCAACAGCAACAACAACAGCAGCAGCAACAACAGCAACAGCAGCACCAGCAACAACAACAGCAGCAACAACAGCAACAACAACAACAGCAGCAGGGCGCACGCGUCGCUAGCCACAAUAAUCCAGACAUGUCGGCGGCUAUUAAUAAGGCGCUGCGACAAAUCGAGCUCAUCCACUCGGGUCAGGAGCGCUUGCUUAUGCUCUGGCAGCACAAAAAAGUCAAACUCGAUCAAUGCUUUCAAUGGCGCCUCUUCGAGCAGGAUUGCGAGAAGAUGUUCGAUUGGAUACUGCACAAUCGGGAUGUAUUCCAAAUGAGCUAUGUGGAAAUCGGGCACAAUUAUUCGGGCGCAAAGCUGCUGCAGGAUGAGCAUCAGAAAUUCGCCGUUGCCUCGAUGAAUGUCAAUGUGAAUAUCGAUCGUAUCCUGGCCGUGGCAGCUCGGCUCAUUGAGAGCCAACACUAUGCAGCGCAGCAUAUUAAGACUUUGGCCCAGCGGCUCGAUCGCACCUGGAAGGACUUCGGAGCCGGGCUGGACGAGCGCACGGCUGUGCUGCAACUGAGCGUUCUCUUCCAUCACAAGGCCGAGCAGUACUGCAAUAGUGUGGCCAGUUGGGCAGCCGCUUGUCAGGCCUCGCAGCCAUUGCCCUCGGAUAUACAGAGCCUGGAAACAGCCAUAAGGACACAUCAGUCCUUAUACGAGGCCAUGUGCCAGGCCUAUACGGAGGUGCAUUCAACCAGCAAGAAGCUGCUCUAUCAGCUGGAUCAUCUAGUGCACGUUUGCAAUCAACCGCCGCCGCCGGGUGURCCCGAUCAUCGCAAGAAUAGUAGCGGCAAUAGCGGCGGCAGUGGCUACAACAAAUAUGAACGGCCAGAUCCUGCGGCGGAUUAUAGCGAAGGCGCCAGCCAUGUGCUCGCUGUUAUACACCAAAUAUUAGGACAUCAUCGGACACUGGAGGCCAAAUGGCAUCAGGAGAAGAUUCGAUUGCAUCAAACACUGGCGCUACGUCUCUUUCAGGAGGAUGUUAAGCAGGUGCUCGACUGGCUGAAGAACCAUGGCGAAGUCUUUCUACGCAAGAAUACGGGUAUUGGACGCAAUCUGCAAAAAGCGCGCGUCUAUCAGAAAUCUCACGAGCAUUUCGAGAAUGUGGCACAGAACACGUACAGCAAUGCUGAGAAGUUACUCUCGGCUGCGGAAGAGCUCGCUCGCAGUGGCGAAGCAGAUCCAAAUGAGAUUUACUCGGUGGCCCACGAACUGGAGCUGCAGGUGGCGAGCUUUGCCGAGCGUGUGGAGCAGCGACGACGACGAUUGGAAAUGGCUGUCAUAUUUUAUACGCAUGAGAAGGAGGUGACAGCCUGGAUCGAGUCGUUGCGCACGGACGUGAGCACAGAUGAGACGCGCCUCUCGCAGGAGAACCUCGAGGGCAUCGAGCGUUUGCUGCAACAAUACAGAGAUCAGCAGGACAGCACAGUGAACACUUGCAUGACACUGAUCGCUCAGGGAGAGGCUUUGCUGCAGGAGAUGCGCGCACUCGAGUAUGUGGACAAUACGGGCUCGCUGGCCGCGCUCGAAGCGACGCUCGAGAAGCUGAGCAAACAGAAGAUCGAGGUCGAGGAGCUGUGGUCGGCGCGCAAAUUUCGUGCUGAUCUCAUUCUGCGUUUACGUUACUUUGAGCGCGAUGCCAUGGAACUGUCCUCGCAGCUGGAGAUGUGGUCCGAGGAGCUGCAGCAUGCAGAUCUCUCGCGCGACUACCAGAAAGCCGAACAGCUCAUUCGCAUGCACAACGAAUCCGUAACCGAAAUACAGAACACGACGUACGAGGUACUGCAACAGGGUCAAGAUCUGCUGCAGCUCUUCGAGAACGCUGGCUUCAUAUCCAUGGCAGAUGCCACACAUACGGCGCAGGCACGAAUCGAAUAUCUGUUGGACUUCUUGCGUGAGCGGGAAAUCGACUUGGAGGAGCUGUCGGAGGCGAAGCGUGCAAAGCUGGAACAGGCUGUGCAGCUUUGUCAGUUCCAGAACGAUGCCAAUCAGGUCAUAUCCUGGAUUCGCAAUGGCGAGGCAAUGCUCACGGCUAAUUUUCUAACGCCCAACAGUCUGCAGGAGGCGGAGCAGCUACGCAAGGAACACGAACAGUUUCAGAUUGCCAUUGAGAAGACGCACACGUCAGCUGUGCAGGUGAGAUAUCGCGCAGAUGCGCUGAUCAAUGCGAAUCACUACGAUCCGAAAUCGAUACGUGAGAUCAGCGACGAUGUAACCAAAAAGUGGCAACAGCUGGUGACCUAUGCCGAGGAGCGUCACAAGCUGGUGACAGCCUCCAUAAAUUUCUACAAAACAGCCGAGCAGGUGUGCUCGGUGCUAGACAGCCUGGAGCGUGAAUACCGCAGGGAGGACGAUUGGUGCGGAGGUGGCGGCAGCAGUGAUAAGGCCCAAACGAUUGUGCAGCUAAUAUCGAAGCAUCAAGAGCAGAAGGAGGCAUUCCUAAAGGCCUGCACCCUGGCACGCCGUACGGCGGAAACAUUUCUCAAAUAUGCGAAUCGUUCGCAACAAUAUUAUCAAUAUACCCAGGGCAAUUGCGAGGCGCAUGUGAAGAGUAAGCUGGACAAAUUGCUCACCCAGGAGAAUCAGGUACUCGACUUUUGGACGAUGCGCAAGAAGUCGCUGGAUCAAUGCCAGCAAUUUGUGCUCUUCGAAAGGAGUGCCAAACAGGCCAUCGAAUGGAUACACAACACGGGCGAGGGUUAUUUAUCGUCGCGCACGAAUCUGGUGGGCAUAACCAGGGAGGAGACGGAGGGACUACUCAAGGAGCACAACGAAUUUCGCAGCACGGCUAAGGAGACACGGGAGCGAGUAAAGCUGCUCAUCCAGCUGGCCGAUAGUCUGGUGGAGAAGGGGCAUGCGCAUGCCAGUUCGAUUAAGCAGUGGGUCGCCUCAGUGGAUCAGCGCUAUAAGGACUUUAGCAACCGCAUGGACAGCUACUGCGAGCAGCUGGAGAAAUCGCUGGGCAUGUCACAGCAGCAGCUGCUCCAGCCCGAAUCGGACGCGAAUAGCUCGAUUAGCAGCGCAUCCGGCAGCACCGAUCGACACUCCGAUCCCACGCUGGAGGCAAAGCUAACCACCUCAGCUAGCUCGGCCAUCAGCAAAGAGAUCAACGAGGAGAAACGCAAGUCGGCGCGCCGAAAAGAGUUCAUCAUGGCGGAGCUAAUGCAGACGGAGCGAGCCUAUGUCAACGACUUGGCCACCUGCAUUAAAUGUUUCCUCGAGGAGUUUCGCAGUGGACGCAACGUGCCAGCUGCUCUGGUUGGCCAGGAGGAUAUCAUCUUCGGUAACAUCCGGGAAAUACAUCAUUUCCAUCAGAAGAUCUUUUUGAAGGAGCUGGAGAAGUAUGAGACCAUGCCGGAGGAUGUGGGCCAUUGCUUUGUCACCUGGGCUGUUAAGUUCGAUAUGUAUGUGCACUAUUGCAAGAAUAAGCCGACAUCGAAUAAUCUGCUCGUGCAGCAUGCGGGCAAUUAUUUCGAGGAGCUGCAACGACGUCUCGAAGUGGAGCAUCCGCUGCCCGCAUAUCUCAUAAAACCCGUGCAACGUAUUACCAAAUAUCAAUUGCUGCUCAAGGAUCUGCUGUCGUGCUGCGAGGGCAGCCAUGGUGAGAUCAAAGAAGGCCUCGAGGUCAUGUUGAAUGUGCCGAAAAAAGCGAAUGAUGCCAUGCAUCUGUCCCUGCUCGAGAACUGUGAUGUCUCGGUGGAUAAGCUCGGAGAGGUAGUGCUACAGGAUGCCUUCCAGGCGUGGGACACAAAGCAAAUAAUACGCAAAGGACGCGAGCGUCGUGUAUUCCUAUUCGAGCUGUAUUUACUGUUCGCCAAGGAGGUCAAAGAAUCGAAUGUGGUCAAAUAUCAAUUCAAGAGCAAGUUGAUGACCACCGAUAUGGGCAUAACGGAGCACAUCGAAGGCGAUGAGACAAAGUUUGCUGUGUGGACAGGACGUUCGCCCAUGCUAUCCGAUUGUCGCAUUGUGCUCAAAGCAAACGGCCUGGAGACCAAACAGAUCUGGGUCAAGAAACUGCGUGAGGUCAUGCAGGAAACUUGCUUCUCGGGCACCUCGCUUACAUUGCCAAAGUCGCCUGCCAAGCAUUCGGGUUCCUCGCAGCGAUCCUCGCGUGAUCUGGAUGAGCCACUCACUGAAAAUGAUCACGAUCGCUGCUCUUUGGCCAGCUUUGGAUCGGGCAAUACUACAGAUAGUGAUAAUAAGCUGGGCAAUCAGGAGGCCACCUGGGUUGUGGCUGACUAUAUAGCCAGUGCGGGCAGCAAUGAGCUGAGCGUUAGCAAGGGCCAGCAGGUUGAGAUUAUCGAGCCGCCCACAGCCAGUGAGCCGGACUUUUGUUUGGUCCGUUUAAAUCCACAGCAUGACGAUUCGGCUGUACAAGAGGGUCUUGUGCCCGUUGCAGUGCUCAAACCGCCGCCAGGCGCUCACAAGCAAGGUUCGUCCGGUGGAGCAGCAACAGCAACGGCAGCCGCAUCAGCAGCCACUGGAACAGGAGCCGCACAGAAGCCAAACGAUAUGCAGGAUCAAGCGAAUCGCGGCAAGGCGGAUGCAUUGUCUUCGUCGACCAAGCGACGCGGCUUUAGCGGGCGCAAAUGGAUACCGCAGCCGCUGCGUAAGCUCUCGCAGAGCAAAGUGGAGAAAUCACCCAAUGAGAAGGCGCUCUUGAAGAAGCCCUCGGAGAAGAAUCUGAGACUAACACAGAAGCACACCGAGGAGCUUGCCGAGCAGACGAGCAGCGGCGCCAGCGGAAGCGUUGGCCAAUUGCCAUCGCAAUUCCCCAAUGUAAGCGCACAGCAACCGGACUUUGAGGCCGAGGAGGAGGCCGGCUUGGAGCUGCCACCGCCCAUGAAGCCCAUACAGGAGCCGCAUUUGAUUGCCAAUGGACCGCCCGCAUAUCCCAAGGAUCUCAAGGAGAACGCUGCCAAUUUGACAAGCACGGGCAAGAUAGAGGGCAAUCCGCUAUCGGAAAUUGAACAAAUUGUCAGAAUGAGCCGCGAACAACACGAAUCGAACAGCCGCGUCGAUGGCAGUGCGGCAGGUGAGGCUGGCGGCGAGGGCGCCGCCAUAGACAAUGCGGCCACCAAUGGACGUGCCCAUUCAAAUGCCGAAUUGGGAUUUGUGCAGGAUAACAAUGACAAGAACAAAACAGAUCCCAGCGAUAGCAAAACGAGCGCUCUCAACAGACGUCAAUUGGCUUUAAAUGAGCUGGUGGCUACCGAGGAGUCGUAUGUCCAGGAUCUGUCCAAGAUAGUCAAUGGCUACAUGGAGGAAAUACACAACAAAGACAUACCGAGACCUGUGGACUUGUUGGGUGGCAAAAUGGAUUUGGUAUUCAAUAAUAUCAAAGAGAUCUACGAAUGGCACAGAGAUAAAUUUUUGAUACUGUUGCGCCAGUGUCAAAAGUCACCAGCUGAGUUGGGCCCGCUCAUCGAGAGCUCUGCCAAGAAGUUCACCAUGUACUAUUACUUCUGCAGCAAUAAGCCUUUAUCGGAGUUUAUAGUCAAUGCGCAUUAUCAGUAUUUCGAUCAGAUACGCCAGAAACUGGGACAUCGCAUGGAUUUGAGCACGUUGAUCAUAACGCCUGUGCAGCGCAUCACAAAAUACGUGCUGCUGAUCAAUGAGAUACUGCGCGAAACGAAGCGAGCGGGUCUGCAAAACGAGGUGGCCACGCUGAUGAAGGCUAGCGAGCAAAUGAAGGAUGUGGUUAAGAAGGUCAACGACAUGAUGAUGGUGCUGCGCGGACUGCAAGACUUCGAUGGCGAGCUUACGGCCCAGGGCAAUCUGUUCCUGCAGGGCACACUCACCUGUGCCAUCGAUGCGGGCCAGAAGCAGCGCGAGCUGCAGGUCUUUCUAUUCCAACAGGUCAUCAUUUUUGCGGACAUACAAAAGCAAAAGACGCAGUUUAGCAGUCCCGUAUUCAAAUAUCGUACGCAUAUACAGCUGAAUCACAUGCAGUUGCACAGUCUGAAGGAUAGCUCGUACAGUUUUCGUAUCAAAUCGACGGAUCCAAAUAAGCCACCCGUUUCGAUUGAGUGCCGGGCGAGCUCGGAGGCCAGCUACAACGAGUGGUUGGACACGCUGAACAAGAUAGUCAAGCAGCAGAACGAUUUAAUAUUACAGCUUAUCAAUCCACUCAGCAAAUGAAACACACACAUACACACCACAGCCACCACACACACGCGCAGUGUUGAAUUCCAAAAGAAAACAAAAGUUAUAUAAGAAAAGUACUGCAAUCUAUGCUGAUUGUAGUUUCCUUAGAAAAUACAAAACAACAUGUUUUGGGUCCAUCCGUAAAAAAGAAAACAAGAGAUAAAAGAAAAUCAAAUUUCUAGUGAGCGCUCCGCCUCGCAAUUUGUCUGAUUCACACACACACACACACACACACCAACACACACAUACUCAAGUCCUAAUUUGUAUGUAGCUUGUAAUUUAUUUAUUUUUGUUCAUGCUCCAAUUAUUAUUUUACAUGUACGAGGGCUGUUUGAAAAAUUUCCGAAUGAUGUGAAAGAAACAAACAAAAGGAA